Molecule: messenger RNA, 819 nt
Organism: Haemonchus placei
Lineage: Eukaryota; Metazoa; Nematoda; Chromadorea; Rhabditida; Trichostrongylidae
Source: the annotation of a GenBank genome assembly
AUGAAAUCAACCGAGUUUCUGUAUGGGGUGGCCACCCUCAAGCACGAACUCACUCAUGUAUUCGUGUUCUCCAAGAGUCUCUUUGAAUACUUUCCCGGGGCUGGAGAGCUUCACCGGGAUGGAGAACUGUACCUUAUUCCUAACGUUGCGGAACGAUUCACCCGUGUCGACUGGGAAACUUCAAAAGGACUGAUGAAACAUGAUGUUUACAUGAUAACCACACCAAAGGUGCGAGAAGAAGCUCGACGGCACUUCAAUUGUUCGACAUUGGAGGGAGCCGAAGUUGAAAGUCAGGGUCUUCCUGGAACGAUUUUCUCACACUGGGAAAAACGUGUCUUUGAGGAUGAGAUGAUGUCUGGUACUUACACGCAAGUGACUGCCAUGUCUCGUGUGACAUUGGCAUUAUUCGAAGACUCUGGUUGGUACAAAGUGGACUACGAUAAAGCCGAAGAUAUCAUGUGGGGACGGAAUCUUGGUUGCACCUUUGCUACAAAGAGUUGCUUGACGUGGAUGAAGUCGAACCCAACGGAUCCGUAUCCGUUUUGUAGGAUUUAUGGUGAUUCAAGAGCAUAUGCAAAAACAAUCUACUCAUGAUUAAAACACAAAAUUCAAAGUUCUAUCCGUGCUAUCAUGAAGGGCAAUUAAUCCACGUCGAAAAGCGAUUGCAUAACGUUGGUACAGUCCGACUUCAAAUUGUCUGCCCCUCCUGCUCAGAGCUCUGCGGCUCCCAAUUCUGUGCGCCAGAAAAAUCUACGGAGAAGCGGAUUGGUGAUCCGACUAGAACUGUCAUCAAGCCUCGCGUGCAGCUCAUUUCAGUAG